AUAAGCGACGAGAUCUUGCACACCAUGACCAAGUACGUCUGAGUUAAUUUAUCCUGAACAUAGGCACACAUGCCCCGUGGACACGUGUAACAUUCUACUCUCAUUCCCCUAGACAGUUGGAGGAUUUUCAUUAUGUUUAUCUUUGGUGGUUCGGAGCACAGUAAAAACUGUCAUAUCGACCCGGCUUUGUACUUUGUGAAAGUUUGAUUCUUUGGAUAUUACUUUUGGAAUAUUAAACAUUGAUGUUCGGCUGCUGCUUGUAUAGGCCGAGGCCUGACAGCAUUGACUCAUCAUGUUACUACGUGAAACCCAAGGUUAUGCGAGCCAAAGAUGAGCAUCCAAAGACCCAGAGGCUGACCCAAAAGGGUAUGGUCAUUAAUAAACUGGCCACUCAUGUGCCAGAUCUCGUACUCGCCCGUUCACAAACAACGAGACUACCAUGCAGCCAAAAAUUUGAAGGGGUACUUAUGUUUGCUGAUAUCUCAGGUUUCACUGCCUUAUGCGAGCGAUACAGCAUGAGUUCACGAUCAGGUUGUGGUACGGACCGUCUUUCUCGAACUCUUAAUGACUAUCUCGGAGAAAUAGUAGAGAACAUCCUGGGCACGGAGGGAGACGUCCUCAAGUUUGCAGGUGAUGCUUUUCUAGCCUUAUGGAAGGUGACUAGAGCAAACAUGGAUCACAUCCUAACACGUGUCAUCAAGUGUGGUCUUCGUAUCCAGGAUAGAUGUGAUAACUGGGACACGGAGGUUGGCGUCAAACUCAGAGUAAAGAUAGCUCUGUCCAUCGGACCUGUCAGAGUCACGACCAUUGGCAAUGAAGGAUGCAUACACUUUGUCCUGAGUGGUCCAGCAGUACUCGAGGCAAACAUUGCUGAAAAGUUUGCUCUAUCAGGCGAUGUCAUCCUCUCUCCAAAAGUUUGGGCCUACUGCCCUGACCAUGAUCUUAUCGAUCAUACCUUCAAAUCAGAUGACAAACACAUUGCGGUGACAGCGUAUCAUCGUCGUAAAUCCAUUGAACCUGGUAAAGGUACGAAAGCAUCUUCAAGUCUUCCAGCCAAUCAACGUCAGCGUGGGGCGGGAGGUAAAGUCCCUCUAAGAGAUGAGAGAUUUACAGGAUGGAGGCGACUAUCAACUGGAGCUUAUCUUCUACAGAACCAGGCUGCCAAUGCUCGUAUGGGAGUUCCCAAACCUUCAAUGACGGGUGCUAUGUAUGGUGAUGCUGAUAUCACUGAUUCAGCAGUUGAACAAGACGCUCGUGGUAGACAGAGACCAGCCGUGUUUGUUUCACCGACAGAUGACGAGAAAGCUCGUUUGCGGAAGUACAUUAUCAAGCCCGUUCUUCAGAAGAUUGACGAUGACAUGCCCCUUGAGUACUUAUCAGAGAUGCGUCAAGUUUCUGUGGUAUUCAUCAACCUUAUCUUUAAAAGUGGCGCCGACAUUGAUGAAAGUGACAGUCUUCAAGAUGCUUUCAACGUCAUAUACGAUAGUAUGCUUGCCUUUGAAGGUUGUCUUAAUAAAGUCUUCAUGUUUGAUAAGGGGUGCACAUUCUUAGCCAUCUUUGGUCUACCAGGCUACAAACAUGAAGAUGAUUGCGCUCGUGCUCUAAGAUGUUCUUAUCGUAUGAUUGAACUUUUGAAAGGAACAAACAACAUCAUCCAAGCAUCAAUUGGCGUCACAACAGGUGCUUCAUUCUGUGGCGUAGUUGGUCAUGUACAUAGACAUGAAUACACAGUAAUCGGACGUAAAGUGAACAUGGCUGCACGAUUAAUGAUGCACUACCCAAAUAAGGUGUCAUGUGACUCAGAAACAUUCCAUCAUUGUAAACAACCUCGUGCUUUCUUCCAUGAGCUUCCUCUUCGAGAGAUGAAGGGUGUCAGUGAUGCAGGUGUCAUUCAUGAGUACAUCGAAGGCGAUGAGCGCCGUGUCUCAACUGGUUUCAAUGCCGUGUCAAUACCAGAAUACGAGUAUCCUCUGCUCGGUCGAGAUAAAGAGAUGGCCGUCUUUAUGCGUGAGCUUGAUCUUCUUCACCAGCAGAGAAAACGGGGCGAUCAUCGGCGGAUCAUUGUCUUCCAAGGUGACCCUGGAAUCGGCAAGAGUCGUAUGAUGGAUGCAGCUAUCACGGCAGCUAUCAAAGAUGAUUACACUGUUGUGCCACUAGCACUGACCUUGAAUGAUUCUGGUACUCCAUACUACGUGGUCAAGCUCCUUAUCGCCAUCCUACUCGAGAUGGAAGAUUGUGCUAGUCAUGUUGAAAGGGAGCACUCUGUCAUUCAACAUGUCAAAGAAGAGAAACUACGUGAGGAUCUUUGUCUACUCAACGAUCUCUUAGUUCUCAAGUUCCCUACAAACCCACGAUGCCUUCACAUGACCAGUGAGCAACAGACAAAGGCAUUGCACAGACUAUUAGUACAGAUCGUCAAUCAGUCUACCUCCGAUCAGUCUGUCAUAUUCGCUAUUGAUGAUGCGCAUUAUAUCGACAACGAGUCCUGGGACUUCCUGUCUCACCUUGCCUCUAGCAACUCAUCAGCAACUCUCUUACUCACCAUGCGUCCUUUCUCAGAUGUUCAGCUCUGUCCUACAGCUAUGGCUAUCCUUAAUGAUCAGAAGUGCUAUCAUAUCAAGUUAGGACCGCUGAGUAAGAACUGUAUGGCUGCCUUGGCUUGUCAACUCAUGGAUGUUGUCCAAGUGCCAGAAGAACUCGUCAAGAUUCUUCAAGAGAAGAGUCACGGCAUUGCUUCAUGGUGUGAGCAGCUUAUCCGUGAGAUGUUCUCGAGUGACAAACUUCAGUUAGUACCUCGCCGCAGUCCUGAAGCUAAUAAACUGGUCGGUCAGAUCAUGCCUGAUCACUCUGUACUCCAGAAACGAAGAGAGAGUAGUAGCAGCAGCUAUUCAGGAAGGCUUCCUAGAAGUCGAAGAGCAAGCGUCGAUGAGCCUGGACCCGUUGUUCAGCUUCCAGCCGAGAAUAUGAGGAGACUUCAACAGUUAGAUCAGGGUAUAGAGGAAGAUCAAGGAGAGGCAGAUACCAGUGUGGUGUGUAUUGUCGCACCCGGUGUACAACUACAAGACCUUGAAAUACCAGUCUCAAUGAAAGGUAUCAUCGUGUCUCGUAUUGAUCGCAUGAAACCCACUCAGCAACUCAUCGUCAAAUGCGCCUCAGUACUCGGCAUGACAUUCUCUCGUCGGAUGCUGGAAGCCAUCUUACCUCAUAACACCAUAUGGCGAAAGGCAAUCCUACGUAAAGCUAUCCAUGCACUAAUGUUGGCAGGAAUCUUUGAGUGUGCUAUGUACUUCCACGAUACUCACCAUACCUCAAAGAUGAGAAGCAUGCUAUGUGCAGUGGUUUCGCAUUCCCAUGGGCAUGGUCAUCGCUUCAAUACAAGAGUUGAAUGUCACUGUGAUGGCUUUGCACCGGAACAUAGUUCUCAUCCUGAAAUAACAAACUGCAGAAAUUUGCGUUUCGUAAGUGCGCUCCUGCAGGAGACUCUGUACGAGAUGCUCCUGCUCGACCAACGCAAGAAACUCCACCGUCUCUCUGCUCUCUUCCUGGAGUCUUUCGCACAUCGAUGUGACUCGUGUGGAGGUGGAGAAUUCUUGGCUGGACAUCAGGAGACUGAGGAAGAGACUGAGCAAGAAGAAGGGGAAGGUGAUGAUAAUAAGAGCGGAAAGGAAUCAUCAAUUAACGGCGUGCCAAAAGAUGAGCCCACAGGCGGCGACAAAGGAGGGGCUACUUCAAAGAUCAGUACUGAAAAUGAAACAUCGAAGAAAACCGAGACGACAGCCUUGAACGUCAUCCAAGGGUUCCGAGGUCGAAACCAGUCAAUGGUUCAACCCUUGUUAGAGAGCGAAGAGACAGAAAACAAAGAUGGCGUUGAUGAUGAGAGGACAACGCAUCAUGUCGAGGAGGGAGAUGAAGAUGAUUUCUCAGAUGAUGAUGAUGAUGAUGAUCAGGGACUAAACAAGUUCGGUACCGGACGCCGUAACACCAUCAGUCUCCGUAAGGGUUCGGUGGACAGUACUCUUAGCAUUAUAAGUUUUGAUGAGAAAGAUGAAUCAAAGGACAAGAGUGUCAACCGGACACACCGGGCCAGCAAGCUUGGUAUGGAGUUUGAUAGUCUAGAUCUCCGAGAAUGCAGCUGUGCAGACGUUCUGAACUCCAUCCUAUCUCAGAUAGUGAGACAUUGGAGAGCAGCAGGCAACACUGCCAAGACCAUCUAUUAUUUGCUAGAGGCUGGAGCUGCCGCAGUCGCUACAGGCAACAACAUGCAGGCUAUGUCAUAUCUACACGAAGCCAUGCACUUCAUUAGUGAGCUUGAUGAAGGCAAGAAACCAUUAGCUGAAGAUCCUAAAGAACCACAUGAGAUCAUCAUCAAGACACAAGAGAGAGCCAUCAUUGAGAGGAUGAUUGGACAGACGAUGUUUCGGAUGGGUCGAGUAGAAGAAUCUAUACCUCACUUCUAUCGAGCUUUGACCGUACUUCAGAAUGAGCAACCACGUAGUAGGACUGGUGUAUGGGCUAGUGUCAUCAGGGCUGGUUUCAAGCAAUUCAUGCAUCUCUCUUUCCCCACCAGACUCCACGGCAGAAUCAGUUCCAGUAAUUGGAAUCGGUUUAACGAGCAAGCCAGAUGUCUUUCUCACCUGUGGUACUUUCACCACAAUAAUCGUGACUUCAUGCAGGCACUUUUGGCAGUAUUACAGCAGAUGAAUAGAUCAGAAGCAGCCAAUAAUGAUCUCAGUGAGGUUAUUAGGUCAUAUAGCAACAUGAUGGAAACAUGUCAUUCCUACCACUGGAGAAAAAUGGGACGACGCUAUGAACAAAUCGCUAUGCAAAGAUGCGUUUCAUCUCCACGAGAAGUAGGAGCAGAAGAGCUAGCAGUUAUCAGCCAUCUGUACUGUGUUAGCAUGAAAAUACGACUCGCUCAGGGCAAGAUUCAAGGUGCCAUUGACACAGGAUACAGCGCUCUGAAAGUAGCUGAAAAGCUUCAUGAUAAUGAGAUGGCAAUUCAAGUACUACCUACCCUUGUCAGAGCCCUGAUGAUUGCUGAAAGAACGUCAUCAGCAAUUGAGAAACUCAAAAAGUUGGACUAUGCCGCCGCUGAAGAAGAAGAUGUACUCGGUAAGGGACUCUACAAUAACGGAUGCAUAGAUCUUGCUUUAGAGACAGGUGUAUCUUUAGAGAGUCAUGACGCUCUCACUCAGUUCUGUCGACAUGCAGCCAGUGAUUCAGCUUUCUCCAUCAAUACUGUACCACGGUUCCAUCUCAUGGCUUGCCUGGCUGUAUGGUGUGCUCGUCAGGGUCGAUACGAGAUGACCAAUGAGUGGUUGGUUUCAAUGGAAGUUCUGAUUCCUGUUCAUCCAACCUGCUUCCUUGCCAUAGAUGGUCUUCUUAAGCUAGCCGAAUGUCACCUUAUCAACUACUACAACUGCUUCAAGAGUGCCUACCAAAGUACUAGAGAAAGAUCUCGUGUUAAAGCAAAAGAGAUUCUUGAUCAUCUGAAAGCUGAGAUGAAGCUCUUUCCAGUCUUCCUCCCUCGGUUACUGCACAUGAAGGCUUACUACGCCAUGCUAUUAGGUAACAGAAGGCUAGCUAAGAAGCUCCUCACCAAGUGUCUGAAGGAAAGCGAGAAGAUGAGCAACCUGAUGGAGCAGAAGUGGGCUCAACAGAGUUGGGAUUCUUGGGCUGACACGACUGAAGAGAAUGUAAAGAGACAGGAAGGAUUGUGGCUGGCUAGGUCUGCAGAUGAUUCCACCGGUAAAGGAGGUGCAUCUGAUAUUGAACCGGUCAAGUUUCUCUUGCCUUUCUCUCGACCAGAAGCAAAUUGAUUGACGAUCUUUAGGGCGUUUCAUAAAGAAUAUAUACAAGUGUGGUGAUUAUAUGAUUAUAGGGCUCAUCACACAAUCAUAUUAUAUCAAAGUUUCUAUGAUACUUAUAGUUACCAUCACACUAUAAUCAAAUCAAUGUGUCUAUGGUAGUUGCCACACACACUUAUCAAAUUCUAUAUAUCAUGGUUACCACACUGGCUGAGUUACCAUAAUCAUAAUUUCUUUAUGAAACGAGACCCCGAUCCCUACACCUUUUUAUCAAAGGCGGUGCUUGCUGACUCUUCAUUCCUUAUGGUUAACUGUGAUUUAGUUCUAAUAAGUGGUUGUCCAGUGACAUCCAUAUCAAUUUAAUAAAAUUUAAACAGUUAAUUGACGUAUUUUACAUUGGUUCAGAGACUUUUGCAGUGUUAUUUUAUGCUUAGAUUUGUCAAAUUGUUGUGUUUGAAUUUGAAUCGUUGCUGGAAACGUUACUGGAAAAUAGUUACGUCUUGAUGUCAAAAUGAUUGCACAAUCUGAAUGGUUGGUCUUUGAAUGAUUCACUAAACAAUAUGGUUGUUAAGGCUUGCGGCCUCAUGUUUUGAUAAUUAUAAUUUUAGGUUUUAUAAUGAGAAUGCAGGAAUUUGUUAUAUGUAUGAAAUGGAUGCAGUCCUAAAACUCUUUCCAUCGCAUUGUAAAUAUAGUCGCUUUCCGAAUUGUAAGAUUGUUAUUAAAGUAUUUAUGAAGUUCAAAUUCCAAGAUAAUUUUCAGGCAUUUUGAAUUUCUUUUAUUGCAUUAUUGUAAUGUAUAAAAUUGUAUAGUAAAUCUCUAAGAUUUUUAAUCAAAUUAUAUUACUCAAGGAUAAUCUUAGAGUAUGAUUAAUUUAUUACUAGAAUGAUAUAUCAUGGAAUACAAGCCAUGAAUAUUGGACUGCGAAAGAAAAAAAACGAGUAUUACAUCGAGAGCUAUAAAUAAAUCUUUGAAAAAAUUAAGUGCGUGCAUACGUCAACAAAGGUCGUCAAUGUGAAAAGGGGAUGGACGUUGAUUGUAGGCGUUUGAAUGAUUCUUUUCUUGAAGGAGAUGUUGCAUAUUCAGCAAAGUGAAAUUUGAGCAUUUUGAGUACAACAGUUUUAGGUUUUGGUCUUGAGUUACAUAACGCGUACAUGAUUUGGGAAACACCUUUUCCAAACACGAAACACUAAUUUCAAUCAUCCCAAAUAUAGAAUAUUAUUUUCUGGGAGAAUAAUUUUGCAGAGGCGAAAUCACAAAGUGUAAUUUAAAAAAUGUAUUCAUCAACAUUUUUGAAGUGACACGAAAGCUAUGUCUUACACACCCUUUUACUCGGCACACAAUCACUGCAAUAAUUGUGUUAGUAUUACUAGGCCUAUCAUUUCCCAUUAUGCUCAGUUUGUCUGAAUACUGUGGACAUGUUUUUGCAAAACAAAUAUUUCUUUCUUAGUCAGUUACUGUCAAUUUCUAAUUCGGUAGCAAACAUUCCAAAGUUACGUUCCAGAGAGUGUUUCAUAACGCAGUUCAUAAUUUAUGAAUUAAGAAUUAAACGACCUACUACAUAAAGUACUAAUGUCUGAGCCCAAUCUUUCAAUCCAAUUUAUUUACAUUCUCAAUAAGAGCAUAGAAAACAUGCACAAGAUAUAUUAGUAAAACUUUGUCACAACAUCCAAAUAACAUAUUUAUGAGAAUGAGGGGCCAACAAAAAAGAGCAAAUAGCCUUAUGGAACGUUUACCCAACAUCUAAGACAAAAAUAAUAACUGCUGAUGUUAUAACCUGUUUACUGAUUUUAUGACAAAAUUUCACUACAUGUCACCCGAUUUCAUUAAACAUGUGGAAAAGAGCAUACUUUUGCAUUAGAGUUUGUUUACAAUGCGAAUAUUGAUCAACAUCUUAUUUAAACUUCAAAGAAUACUACUAUAAGCUACUAUAAGUGAUUAAGAUAUUUUGUUUUUAAUAUUCCAUUCGAUCACAUGGUCCUUUAUAACUUUACACACAGCUUCAUGAAACACCCUUAUAGUGACAAUCACAAGUGACACUGAUUUAAAACCAAUUAAUCUCUUUGUAUUUGAAGAGAGGGAGCGGGAAGAUUUUGGCUUGUAAAUACAUUGUCAUGUAUGUGAAAUAAUUUCUUAGGCCUGAAUCACAUGUGGAAUCGAUAUUCUUGAAAUUCUAGGAGUUGUAGAUUUUGUGCAUUGUUUAAAUAUGUAUGUUAAGAGUGUGUUUCCAAGUCUAAUUAUCUAUUAAAAAAGAAAAAAAAAACAUCAUUCCAUAUUUAUUAAAAAGCUUUUUAUUUUGAAUUUAAUCGUUCACACUGCAGUAUUCAUUCAUGCAUACUAUAUUUCUGUCUUAGUAGACAGUUACGAUGACUCUAAUGUAAAAUAAAAUUAUGCUAAAUUUUCAUGUUGAUUGUUUAUCUGUUAAUUACUGUAUCAUGCAUUCGUGCUGUUUGUAUUCUAUUGCUAUAGAACAAUUUUCCCUGUUCGACAUUUAAAUAUGAAUUGAAUUCAGAUUUAAUACCAUUGCAAGCAUGUACAUAGAUUUUACAUGUUAACCGUUUUUUCAUUAAACUCUAUAUUGAUUUUUUUUUUUCAUGAAAAAAUCCCAGAACUUUCUGCAUUAAAUUUCAGAGGAAAACUUAAGCGGUU
Lytechinus pictus (painted urchin) is the source of this 8453-nucleotide messenger RNA. Its product is annotated as adenylate cyclase type 10-like. The record is from RefSeq and is a predicted model, not a curated record. Gene Ontology annotation, cellular component: cytoplasm. Lineage: Eukaryota; Metazoa; Echinodermata; Echinoidea; Temnopleuroida; Toxopneustidae. Gene Ontology annotation, biological process: cyclic nucleotide biosynthetic process; intracellular signal transduction. The transcript has 35 exons. Gene Ontology annotation, molecular function: protein binding; adenylate cyclase activity. Bases 243 to 5819 code for a protein of 1858 amino acids.